GCAGUGCAGGGCGCUCCUGUAUCCUUUUUCGCUCCAGGCAAAGUGCCCCAAGAAACUACAGGAGAGAUCACCACUUGGCCGUUUCAUCCACUGUGGGAACGAUAAGAACUGGAGCACCUGUUGGCCCCCGAUCUGUAAAAACUGUGAGGGAGUUUGUGCCUGAAAGGCAACGCUCAUUCAGAGCCAUGCGACCGUUCCUCCGCCGACGUCUGUCCCCGCUGAAACUGGCACUACUUGGGGGAACUGUGUUUAUGGUGGUCCUGGUGGUUCUCCAGAGGGACGUGGGCUCUACACCUGCUGGAGACCCCUGGUUCCAGGAGCUGGUGGACAAGAAGGACCAGGUUAUGGUCAUGGUGCGUGGUGCUGUCAACAAUUUGGGCUUCCAGAUCGGGGCCCCGCAGCCCCCGCCGGUAGAAGAGCAGCCCACCCAGGACAUCCGCUGCCCCUCGGGCUUCUAUAGCCAGGCUGAGCUCAAGCCUGUCCUGGAAAGACCCCCUCAAGACUCCCUGAGCCCAGGUGCUGAUGGAAAGGCCUUCCAAAAAGAUCAGAUGAACCCAGAGGAGGAGAAGGAGAAACAAGAGGGCAUGAAAAGGCACUGUUUCAACCAGUUUGCCAGUGACCGCAUCUCACUUAGUCGUAGCCUUGGAGAAGACACCAGGCCUCCAGAGUGUGUGGAGCGCAAGUUCCGUCGCUGCCCUCCUCUGCCCACCACCAGUGUAAUCAUUGUUUUUCACAACGAGGCAUGGUCAACCCUCAUUAGAACAGUCCACAGCGUCCUGCACACCUCUCCCGCUGCCCUGCUCACAGAGGUCAUCUUGGUGGAUGAUGCCAGUACUGCAGACCACCUGAAAAGCCGUCUGGAGGAAUAUGUGCGUCAACUGAAGAUUGUCCAUGUGGUGAGACAGCCGGAGAGGAAGGGCCUGAUCACAGCCAGGCUGUUGGGGGCGAGUGUGGCCCAAGGAGAGGUGCUCACCUUCCUGGAUGCACACUGUGAGUGUUUCCAUGGUUGGUUGGAGCCCCUGCUGGCUCGUAUCGUGGAGGAGCCUACUGCCGUGGUCAGUCCAGAGAUCACCACUAUUGACCUUAACAGCUUCCAAUUCAACAAGCCUGUGGCCACCUCGCGUGCCUUCAACCGAGGGAACUUUGAUUGGAGCCUUACAUUUGGAUGGGAGGCCAUCCCUGAAUACGAGAAGAGCAAACGGAAGGAUGAAACCUACCCUGUCAAAACACCUACUUUUGCUGGUGGUCUCUUCUCCAUCUCUAAGAAGUACUUUGAACACAUCGGGACCUAUGAUGAGCAGAUGGAGAUCUGGGGUGGUGAGAAUGUGGAGAUGUCAUUUAGGGUAUGGCAGUGUGGGGGCCAGUUGGAGAUUAUUCCUUGCUCUGUGGUGGGCCAUGUCUUCCGCACAAAGAGCCCUCACACCUUCCCCAAAGGCACGGAGGUCAUCACCCGGAACCAAGUGCGUCUAGCUGAAGUCUGGAUGGAUGACUACAAGAAGAUCUUCUACCGUCGCAACAAGAAUGCUGCCAAAAUGGCCAGUGAGCACCAGUAUGGAGACAUCUCAGAUCGUGUAAACCUGAGAGAGAGGCUCCACUGCAAGAACUUUACCUGGUAUCUCAACACUGUAUAUCCAGAGGUCUUUGUUCCAGACUUGACCCCCGAAAAAUUUGGAGCGAUUAAGAACUCAGGAUCACAGACCUGCCUUGAUGUGGGUGAGAACAACCAGGGAGGCAAACCUAUGAUCAUGUAUCCAUGUCACAACAUGGGAGGCAACCAGUACUUUGAGUACACAUCUCAUAAGGAGCUGCGUCACAACAUAGCAAAAGAGUUGUGUCUCCACGCGCACCUUCAACCGGAGCAAGUGAAGGUUGAGCAAUGCCAGCUGGCGGGAAAGGGCUCCAGUUUGGGACCUCAACAGGAAUGGGUCUUUACAGAGGAACAUCUGCUGAAGAACCCAAGCAGCGGAAAGUGUCUACAGCUCAAAGUAGACAAAAUUCAGAUGGACCACUGUAAUGCUGCUGACCUCAGCCAGCACUGGACCUUCAGUUGACCUCCUUGUCGGCCCACCAAUGGACCUAUGGCUCUCUGCGUCCCCAUCCUCAGACUUGGGUCAAAAGGAGCAGCUCCGCUUUCAGCCCAUAGGACUGCAUGGAGUCAAGUUUGGGGCCUUUGGCUAGCCUGACUAGACUAUUGAAGAUGGAGCAGAAUGUCAGUCUGUGUGUAGAUGCUCAGGGAGACUUCUGACUGGCUUUUAACCUAUUUAUAAUGCAAACUCAGGACAUAUGUUUGGAGGUGGUUGGGGGGGGUUGUGAGGAGUAUUUGAACUUCAAAGCCAGCAGUGGCAGUAAGAUAACUGAACUCUGUUCAGAACUGCUAUGACCUCAAAUCCACGCCUUGUACACUCCAGAUUUUAGAUUUAUACUUUACUGUCACUUUUAUCUGAAAAGGCAUUUUGAACUUUGUGUUGCAGUGACAUUACAAAUGUACCGCCAAAAGGAAAGCUCUCAUUUUUUAAUAAAAAACAA
This is a messenger RNA of Lampris incognitus (smalleye Pacific opah), 2526 nucleotides long. It is a transcript of the gene galnt6, whose product is annotated as UDP-N-acetyl-alpha-D-galactosamine:polypeptide N-acetylgalactosaminyltransferase 6 (GalNAc-T6). NCBI's taxonomy places the organism in Eukaryota, Metazoa, Chordata, Actinopteri, Lampriformes, Lampridae. The coding region runs from base 186 to 2051 and encodes 621 amino acids. The transcript has 11 exons. The record is from RefSeq and is a predicted model, not a curated record. Gene Ontology annotation, cellular component: Golgi apparatus.